Saprolegnia diclina VS20 is the source of this 957-nucleotide messenger RNA. RefSeq lists its product as hypothetical. Gene Ontology annotation, biological process: DNA repair; meiotic DNA recombinase assembly; reciprocal meiotic recombination. The transcript is spliced from 12 exons. The record is from RefSeq and is a predicted model, not a curated record. Gene Ontology annotation, molecular function: crossover junction DNA endonuclease activity; ATP hydrolysis activity; four-way junction DNA binding. Bases 1 to 957 code for a protein of 318 amino acids. Gene Ontology annotation, cellular component: Rad51B-Rad51C-Rad51D-XRCC2 complex; replication fork; Rad51C-XRCC3 complex. NCBI's taxonomy places the organism in Eukaryota, Oomycota, Saprolegniomycetes, Saprolegniales, Saprolegniaceae.
AUGGCAGCGGACCAUAGCUUUGACGCGCUCGGGCUUGCGCCGUCCGUGAUGGCUGCGCUACGGAGAGCGGGCUUCGACUCGACCAAGGCCGUCGAAGCUUUUAGCUCGCGCGAGCUCGCCAACGUGGCCAAGAUUUCCUUUCAAGAGGCGUCGUUCGUGCUCACAGCCAUCAAGGGCCCACGCGGUGCGACCCUCGGGCUCUCGGCCUUUGACGUCUUGGCGCAACUCGACGCCUACCCACCGAUACGAACGUUUGUGCCAGGGCUCGACGAUGUGCUCGGCGGCGGCAUCCCCAUCGGCGAAAUCACCGAAAUCUGUGGUACACCGGGUGUCGGGAAGACGCAGCUCGCUAUCCAGAUUGCUCUUGGCGCGCAGUGCCCCGCCGCCGACGGGUCGCGCUUCCAGAGCAUCUACAUUGACUCGGAAGGUAGCUUUAUGAUCCAUCGCGCAGCGGCCAUGGCGGCAUGCCUUGCCGACGAUGUGCCCGAGUUGCAGCCACUGGACCGCGAUGGCCUGCUUCGGGGCUUGACGUACUACCGCGUCCACGACUUCCAAGAGCAGUACGAAGUCCUCGCGUCGCUUGUCAACGUCCUGGCGACCACGCCAUCAAUCCGCGUGGUCCUUGUCGACAGCAUUGCAUUUCACUGUCGGCACGGCUUUGACGAUAUGACGGGGCGAGCGCGAAUGCUGCACAACAUGUCCCUCGUGCUCCGGAAGCUCGUGCAGGACUUUCCGGUUGCUGUGGUCUUGAUCAACCAUGUGACAACGUCGCUUCACCACGGAUCCGACAUCGACGGCUCCAACAUCGUGCCGGCGCUCGGAGAGUCGUGGUCGUUUUCGAUUACGAAUCGCAUCAUGCUACGCUGGGAGCACCAAGUGCGGGUCGCGCAGGUCGUAAAGUCGACGUCGCUCGCGCAAGCCAGUGUGCGCUUUGACGGUACGAUCUGGUUUGCCUGA